Messenger RNA from Rhineura floridana, 5480 nucleotides. It is a transcript of the gene RPS6KC1, whose product is annotated as ribosomal protein S6 kinase C1. The record is from RefSeq and is a predicted model, not a curated record. Gene Ontology annotation, molecular function: protein kinase activity; phosphatidylinositol binding; ATP binding. NCBI's taxonomy places the organism in Eukaryota, Metazoa, Chordata, Lepidosauria, Squamata, Rhineuridae. The coding region runs from base 332 to 3523 and encodes 1063 amino acids. Gene Ontology annotation, biological process: protein phosphorylation. Gene Ontology annotation, cellular component: early endosome. The transcript has 16 exons.
UUUUUCUCUCCGUCAGACUCUGCUGAUCUCUCUUCCCCACAGGCCAGCAUCUCACAGCCCCCGUUAGCAGGGAUCCGGCAAGGCGAGAGGGAGGUGGGCUGGUUGUGUGUGUGUGGAUUACCAUCGACUUCAUCGAGCGCCGAAAGCCAGCGAAGAGAAGCUCUGUUGCUACUCUCUCUCCGUCGCUUCCGCCCCUGAUUUGAGCCUGACCCGGGAGUGGAUCUGCAGACUGACGGCGUUGGGAGGCGGCGCUGUACCGGCGCCGGGGAAGCAGCUUGGCCUCAGCAGCUCCGGCGGGUCAGCCGGGGAAGCGGUCGCUACCGCCGCAAGGAUGAUCUCCCCGCGGGAACGAGGCGGGGAGGUGGCCCGAUUCUACACGGUCACCGAGCCAAAGCGCCAUCCUCGGGGAUACACCCUCUAUAAGGUCACCGCACGGAUUGUUUCUCGAAGAAAUCCAGAGGAUGUCCAAGAGAUAGUCGUUUGGAAGAGAUACAGUGACUUUAAGAAAUUGCACAAAGAACUCUGGCAGAUUCAUAAACACUUAUUCAGGCAUACAGAAUUGUUUCCUCCUUUUGCUAAAGCAAUAGUAUUUGGGCGAUUUGAAGAAGGCGUGAUUGAAGAGAGAAGACAGUGUGCAGAAGACUUGCUUCAGUUUUCUGCCAACAUUCCAGCACUCUAUAACAGCAAACAGCUUGAAGAUUUCUUUAAGGAUGGAGAAGUGCAUGAAGGCUCUGAACUGAUUGGCCCCGCAGAACCUCUGUUGGAUUCCCUGACUGACAGCUUGUCUGUCUGCAGUUCUGAAGCUCGGAAGGAUGUCAGUGUCUUUGAUGAUGUGACGCUUAGCCAAUCAGAGUAUGGAGGUUUCUCCAGCGACAGCGACCUGAUUUCUUUGACCAUUGAUGUGGACUCUCUUGCCGAGUUAGAUGAUGGAAUGGCAUCUAACCAGAAUUCUCCCAGUAGAUCCUUCGGCCUCAGCUUUCCUGCUGAACCGUUGGCGCAGGCCUCUGCCAUUUCGGACCAUGAAUGGAGCAAGCCUGAUGGCGAGAGGGAGAGCCGUGGCCUGUUUACUGGGAGCUUAAAGGCCAAGCUUGGCCGGCGAGACUACCUGGACAAGGCAGGAGAGCUGAUAAAGCUGGCCUUGAAGAAGGAAGAAGAGGAGGACUAUGAGGCUGCAUUUGGCUUUUAUAGGAAAGGAGUUGAUCUGCUCCUGGAAGGGGUGCAAGGGGAGUCAAGUCCGACACGUCGCGAAGCAGUCAAGAGGAAGACUUCAGAAUAUCUGAUGAGAGCAGAAAAGAUUUCAAGCCUCUAUUGUAAACCCUCAUCAGAAGAUGGUUCAAUUUCUGGACCUCCAGGAUCACUAAGUUCAAGGCCCUCUUGGAACCUAAGGAGCCCUGCCGAGGAACUGAAGGCCUUUAGAGUCCUUGGGGUGAUUGACAAGGUUUUGCUUGUAAUGGAUACUAGAACACAGCAGACAUUUAUACUGAAGGGUCUAAGGAAAAGUAGCGAGUACAGCAGGAAGAGAAGGACCAUCAUCCCCCGCUGUGUGCCCAACAUGGUGGCCCUGCACAAGUACAUCAUCUCGGAGGAAUCCAUCUUCCUUGUGCUGCACCAUGCAGAAGGAGGAAAACUGUGGUCUUACAUCAGUAAGUUCUUGAACAGGAGCCCCAAAGAAAGCUUUGAAGCCCCCAAAUCCAGAAGAUCUAGUUCUACAAAAUUACAUUUGCAUCAGGCAACCCCUAGUCCUCAAGAGAUUGGCAGUAGCAUUGACUCCAGAGGAAGCAAUGGUGACAACAUGCUGAAGGUUUUACCGCUGAAGACCAGUCUCACUCAGAGUUCUCAAGAUGGCAGUAGUAAUCAGGAAGAUGGCCAGGAAAGUUCUCCCAAAUGGAUUGAUUCUGGGUCCAGUUCGGAGGAAGAAUGCACUACAAGUUAUCAAACACUAUGCAAUGAAUAUGGUCAAGAAAAAGUUGACCCUGGAUCAUUAAAUGAGGAGCCUAUCCUGAAAGCAGACAAUGGUGUUCUUAUUACCAAAGAGCAAGAAGGUGUCCAGGCACAUGAUGGGCCUACCAGUGGGAACUUGGGAUCCCCAUUCACAUCUCAGGAAGUAAAGGUUUUUGCUGAUGAUGCUGAUCAAGAAAUAGCUAGUCCUACUAGAAUAUCGGAAUCACUAAGUAAAUCCAAGAACAGCCCCAUGGAAUUCUUUCGAAUUGACAGUAAAGACAGUGCCAGUGAACUUCUGGGACUUGAUUUUGGAGACAAACUUUAUAGCUUAAAAUCUGAGUCUUUAAAACAGUUUUUGUCCAUGCCAGAUCAGGAUAAAAGCCUUGAUGCCAUAGAAACCAAACUGGGCCCCGUAUCUCAGGAUACUGUCAGCAGGGGUUCCAACGACUCUGUGCCAGUGAUCUCUUUUAAGGAUGUCGCUUUUGAUGAUGUAAAUAGUGUUGAUGAAGGAAGACCUGACCUUUUGGUCAACUUGCCAGGCAUUAUGGAGCAAACGAAAGAAACCCCAGUAGAUGGGCCAACAACGCUGACGGAGCAGAAUGGCGACAUUUUGGAAAGCAAACUUUUGGAAACCCCUGAUGUCUUGCAAUUGAAUAAUAGUGCAGAGCAAUGCAGAGGGCUGGAGCCGAACGUAGAUCAUUCGGUGGGAUCCAAUGACACUCAGGAAACUAUCAGGACAUUGCAUAUGGCUCCUAGUGACCCAGCUGGUUCUGGGGAUCGGACUCUCUUUCAAGGUCUUGGAGCAGCAGCAGGUUCAUCAUUAAACACGUUUAGCAUAGAAGAAAUGUUGAUAACUACUAACACGCAAGCGUGUGCUAAAGAAUGCAGCUUAGAUCUGGACGGUGAAGCUGUGCUGCUGUUUUCUGAUCACGCUGAAGACUCAAGUAAAGAGGGAACAGCCCUUGCUUUGUUGCACAAAGCAGAAAGCAAAGAGUUGGGUGCGAAGGGCAGAGGAGAGAAUGAAAUACAUCAAAUUUUUCAGGACCUUGAUGAGAAAUUAGCGCUAACCUCCAGGUUUUACCUCCCUGAGGGCUGCGUUCAGAGAUGGGCAGCUGAAAUGGUUGUAGCCCUUGAUGCCUUGCAUCGAGAAGGAAUUGUGUGCCGUGAUUUGAACCCAAACAACAUCUUAUUGAAUGAUCGAGGACACAUUCAGCUAACGUAUUUUAGCAGGUGGUGUGAGGUUGAAGAUUCCUGUGACAACGAUGCCAUAGAGAGAAUGUACUGUGCCCCAGAAGUUGGUGUUGUCUUUGAAGAAACGGAGGCCUGUGACUGGUGGAGUCUAGGUGCCCUGCUCUUUGAACUCCUUACUGGAAAGACGCUGGUAGAGUGCCACCCAGCAGGAAUAAAUACCCACACCUGUUUGAAUGUGCCAGAUCACAUCUCAGAAGAGGCAAGAUCACUCCUUCAACAGCUGUUGCAGUUCAAUGCUGUGGAGCGUCUUGGUGCUGGAAUUGCCGGAGUUGAAGACAUCAAAUCUCACCCCUUCUUUGCCCCUAUCGACUGGGCGGAGUUAACAAAGUGAAAGGUCUUGCGACCCCACUGCCCAUGUUUACAUUGUUUGACAGAUACCUUUCUUGGCUUGCUGCCAUUGAAAAGGCUCUCAGAUCUUUCGGGCAAGGACAAAUAAUAAUCUUGUCAAAAAGAGAACAGUUUCAACCAGAAGUGAUGAGUACGCAAAACUAAGGUGUGGUCUACACUAGUGGCCGCUGAGCGGCCACUAAAUUUAGUAGCCCUUUUAGGUCAGGACAACAUGCAACACUGAUCACAGGGCUGCCAUGGAAACUCCCCACACUCUCUCUGUAGUGUUUUGGAAACAUCAUGUCACACAAUUCCUCACCCCCUUUCCACAGUAUCAGCAACCACUUGGGAUUGGGAUGGAGAGUGCAUGUGAAGGGGGAGCUAAAUACAGAAGGAGUUUUUGGUGGUGACCUGUGCUUGUGAUCACAUCUAGUUCUGGCACUGGGGAAUUAGGUACAGUAGAAUCCACUCUUCGUGUUUAUUUGAUAAGUGAUGGUGGAAGGGUGACACUCCUAUUGUAAAUGCCAGCUGAAAAUAGCCCUCCCCCUCUUUUUAUAGUGUCAAUGUCCUUCUUCCCUAAGAUAGACAGAGCUGAGGUUGGGGAAUGGGGAAAAGAAUAACUUAUGAAUAAUGUAUGCUUAAUAAAAUACUAUGGUGUUUCUGCAAAACUUGACAUGCAAUAUGUAUAUCUCUGUGUAUUUGGGGGGUGGGUGCGAUGAAAGCUGUCAUAGUAUCAUGUAACGUAACUUCAGAAUGGUUGCAUAUUGUCUUUCAAAAGAUGGAAGAGGGGAAUCUAGCUACUGUUGUCUUGUGCAUGUUGGCUGACAAUGCUUGUUUUAAUGCACUAACUCUUUAACCUCAAGUGAAUUAUAAGUUUAAGCCACUACAAGACAGGACUUCUGUGCUCUCAACUGAAUAACGAUUGCAUUAGUAACUGAACAUGGACCAAUGCAAAAAGAUGCUGAAUUAAAUGUGUGGAUAUACAUGUAUAUAUAUAUAUAUAUAUAUAUUUUAACUAAGCUGCCACAUUUCUGUCUAGGCUACUUUAAGGCUGCUCUACGCAGGCAAAUAAAAUCAAGUGCUAUAGAAUUAAUGGCCUGUCCCAUUUCAGAUUGCAGAUGGGGAACUCCUCGACCAUGGAAAGCUAGCCUAUUAAACAGCAGUUCUAGCCCACCUUUCUCCCUAUAGAAGAAGGGUGGGCUUUCUAUAGAAGAAGCAGAGCUUGGAAAAGUUACUUUUUUGAACUACAACUCCCAUCAGCCCCAGCUAUUAUGGCCACUGGAUUGGGCUGAUGGGAGUUGUAGUUCAAAAAAGUAACUUUUCCAAGCUCUGAGAAGACAGCUGUGGUUAUUGUUUUGGCUUACUUAAUUUGUUUGUUUAUACGGGAAAUGUUCAGCUAUGCAGGAUCCCACCUGCAGAAUGAAACAGUGUAGGCCCAAGCACUCUGUACUACAUGAUUUAUUUGCAUGUGUAUAUAGGCUCUUAGUUCGUAAAAAUAUCAUGUUGUCCAUGCCUAGAUUCCACUGCCACCCUGUUUCUUCCUCCUAAGGAGGAGAGAGCCUCCAAAUAAGCGUGCUUAGACUGGGGGUGUGCGUCAUAUUUAAUUGCUCCACCAAGAAGCACAUUGGAAACCUCCCAUAAGCAAUGUUGCUCUACAAUUCUGAAUUCCAUUGCACUAGUUGUGGGCAUGUUCCUAACUAAAUGGAUGGGAUGCCUGUCAGAAGGUGGCCGCCCCUUUCUUGAAAACCAUUGUUCUUUUUGAACAGACUGACUAAGAAGGUGUAUCAGAUGGGUUAUGCUCACCCUCUGCUCUCCUUCUAGUCCACUGAAAAUCAGGGCAGUUUGCCAUUAAUCCUUAAGCAUGUUGGUAACUUUGCCAGAUGGAGAAACGGAGAGACUUGACACUGCAGGCUACAAAUGUUUGGGGGUGUGGUGGGGAAUAAAGCACCCAAAGUUGAUAU